AUCACAUUCCGAUGAUGUAAACAAACGCGGCUUGGUGUAAAAGUGUCGGGAUUAGUGCAAUAGGUUUUUCGAUUUAUCAGCAAAAUUGGCAGAAGAAACAACGUGCUAUUUGACGCUGUACAGUUUUAAAAGCAUUUCAAGUGAUGGGUGAAGCGAUGGGAGACGGUAAACGCUUCCUGGAGGGUUUAAUCUUGCGGGCGGAGGACGUGCUGGGCAAAAUGAUUUUCAAGAUGCACCACACAGAAGUUCCGUUGGAGGAAAUGGUUCCUUGGAUCAAUUCGGUGUAUGCGUUCGUGAACGCGUGGGAAGCACCCUUGCAGGAUAUAAAAAUUGAUCAGCUGAAGCGGGACGCGGCCGCUUCUAGUCGCCGCCAUGCUGAGGAUGCACUAAUCGAAGAAAUGAACCAACAGUUGGACUGCGGUCGAUCGAAAACGAUCUUUGAGGAGGAGGAGGAAGAUAACAAUAAACCACAACCGCGGGGCGCGGUUGUACGACUCGAGGAAGCUGAACCGGUGUUCGAUUUUCUCGAACGGUCGCUGAAGGAUUAUAAAGUCAACCAAACCGGUCGGUGCGUUAUUUCCUGCCAGGGCACCGCUUCGCGAUCAUUCUGCAUGGUGGAUCGGGACGAUCCCGACUGUACCAAACUGAUUGCUGCGUUGCAGAAUUGCCAUGGUGUGAAACUGGCGCAACUUCCUCGAGCCGAUCAGGUGUUUGGCGUCUACCUGGACGGUUCACUGUUCCGAGCAGUUCGCAACAAACUCGUAGAGGAUUCCACGCUAAAGUUUGCCUACGUCCGGCUGCUGGACACCGGAGAAAUUAUCCAAUACAAGGAGGACAUGAUACUCUGCAGCCUCUCUGAGUACUAUCAAAAGCUGCCAGCAUUUGCCAUUCGUUGCAUCCUAGUUAACAUCCUGGACGAUCCGUUCUGUGACGAUUUGGAUCAGUAUCUCAAAAACGCUCUACACACCGACCAGCACUACAAGGUAGUCUCGGUCGAGGGUCCCAUUCUGUUUCUCAAACUCAGCCAACAACCGAUUUUACUGGCCAACAAAUCACUGCGCGCAUCGCGCACCGAUUCUUCAACGGACACAACACCCACUAAACCGGUACGAGUUAAGCCAAAAAAGAAUAAACCACUUCACUCGCGUAUGGCUUUCUUCAAACCGGACCAGUUGGAACUAUCUAACAACUCACACAGUAUUCGGAUGCCAACGGCAUCCGUCACUAAGGAAGCCGAAAGUGCCUGCCCUUUCUCAAACUCUGCCACAUCCAACUGUGCCAAAGGAGCCCACAGUAAACACGAAGCAGUUCCGGUGACUCCACCUUCCAGCUCACCCGAAACGCCAACCGAAGAACCAUAUCGCUUUUUCCAGAAUGAUACGUCUGAUGUUACAGCUUCUUCUGCUGCUGGUGCUGGUGGUGGAGACAAACAGCAAGACCAGUUGAUCGUGCCACCAAUUGGUUCUAUGGUUUAUUUGGUUGUUAAGUUUAUCAAGGAUGUCGAACAUUUCUGGUGCCACGUGGUGUCGGCUGAUUCCUCUGAUACUGAUCUGAUGGAAUUGGAGCUCAAGCUAAACUCGCCGGAGUAUACGAUGCAUUACCGCAAGCUGAAGCAGCCACCAGAGUUUUGCCAGCGCGUUUUCGCCAAAUACACGGACCGUCGCUGGUACCGGGCCGAGGUGGCCACGUACUUCGAUCCGCAGAAUGUGCUCGUUUUCUACGUCGACUACGGCAAUGCCGAGCUGGUACGGAUGGACCAUAUCCGCGAGUGGGACGAAAACUUCAGCUACCUGCCGUAUCAGGCCGUGUUCUGUCGGUUGGCAAACGUGUGCCGUGUCAGGCCACACCACAAGCAGGCCGUCGUCGAGAUGAAUCGAACCCUGCUGAAUCAGCGUGUGCUGGCGAAGAUUGAAAACAAUCAAACACCGUGGGAAAUAUCGAUUUACGACAAAGAUGGAUUUGAUUUUUCUGUGGCCCUGUUGAUGGCAGGUUUGGCAAAGAAGCGUGUUGAUAAGGCUCCUAAUUCAUCGGAUUCUAGUCGAGCAGAAAAGUCGGACAUCGAUGACAACGAGGACGACGUCGACGACGACGACGAUGAAAUGCGAAUUCCAGUUAUUGGUCCUGCUUAAACCCCUUAAACCCAACUUUUUUUUUGUUUUGUUUUUAUCCUUACCGAACUUCGUUCGGUAAAUCGUUGACUUAAUAUUACAUGAGAGAAAGUGAAAA
Messenger RNA from Wyeomyia smithii (pitcher-plant mosquito), 2226 nucleotides. RefSeq lists its product as uncharacterized. Lineage: Eukaryota; Metazoa; Arthropoda; Insecta; Diptera; Culicidae. The transcript is spliced from 5 exons. Bases 144 to 2129 code for a protein of 661 amino acids. The record is from RefSeq and is a predicted model, not a curated record. Gene Ontology annotation, biological process: spermatogenesis. Gene Ontology annotation, molecular function: metal ion binding.